UAGAGAUCCGUUGACGAAGAAAACGCCGAAGCGGACUUCUUCCACGCGCUAUCCACCACCACACUCCCUUCGUUAUAAAAUCUCCAUUGGUCGUUCGGACAAAAGAAACCAAACCACCUCCGCAACAUUCCACAUCAAGAAGAAGAAAGAUGCACGAUUUCUGCUUCACUAUCCCGUACGGGAUGCUCCUGAUGGUCGGGGGAUCUAUGGGUUAUUUCAAGAAAGGAAGCAUCGCAUCUCUCGCUGGAGGCGCAGGCACCGGAUUCCUCGUCCUUCUCGCUGGUUACAUCACCCUUAAGGCUUUCGAGAAGAAGAAGAAGUCUCCUGUUUUCGCUGUCGUUCUCCAGACAGUUAUUUCAGCUGGUCUCACAUUCGUCAUGGGACAACGGUACUUGAAAACUCAGAAGAUCAUGCCGGCUGGUUUGGUUUCUGGGAUCAGUGGUCUCAUGACAUGUUUCUACCUGUACAAGAUUGCAACUGGUGGCAACCACAUACCAACAACAACGAAAGCUGAAUGAUUGUUAUGCACUCUGGUUUUAGAUAUGGUAUCCUCCACUUGUUGAGAUUAAGUAUAUGAAUUUUUCGAUUUAAUACACUAUGUAUGGUAAAGGUUUGUGUAUCUUGGUCUUUAGGUGGACAUGUUUUGUUUUCUGCAUCUGAGAUUAUAGUUUCCAAUGUAACCAUGACUAGCUUUUAAUAGAUGUAAUUUUCUUGGUUCA
Molecule: messenger RNA, 719 nt
Organism: Raphanus sativus (radish)
Lineage: Eukaryota; Viridiplantae; Streptophyta; Magnoliopsida; Brassicales; Brassicaceae
Product: protein FATTY ACID EXPORT 5
Exons: 3
Coding region: 150-518 (122 amino acids)
Cellular component (GO): membrane
Source: RefSeq, a predicted model, not a curated record